GAAUAAAGAAAAUUGUAAAGUUUGUAUUUUAUUUUUUGUUGUUCUAUUUCAUUUUGAUAUGAUUUUUAUCAUGAAAAUGCUUGCAACAUUGAUUUAUUUGCCUGUCAAAAAUCUGUUCAAGUAUUGAGAACUGAUUGCGGGGAAGUCCUAUAGCCACAAUGUGAAGUACAUGCUUCUGAUAAGGAAUCUCUAUAAAUAACAUCAACACACAAUUUUUGGGUCAGUUUACAUGUUGCUGCCAUGAAGAUCGUUUGUGUAUUAUUAGUAGCUGUGGUGAUUUUUUGCCAGAAGGCAUCCGGUGAGGAGCUAGACGCAGGUCAAGCAAUUCAAAUUAUCACACCGAAGGAUCAUGUGUUCAACUUGGAAUUGGACGGAAUAAAGAGUAUUUUGGAGAAUGAUUCGAUCACAGAUCGAAAUGUGGUUGUGGUUUCGAUUGCUGGCGCUUUUCGUCAAGGAAAAAGUUUUUUGUUGAACUUUUUCAUAAAGUAUUUGUACGCUCAGUACAAAAAGCAUGAUGUAACCGAUUGGAUUGGUGAAAAAGAGAAUAGUAAUGGACUGGAAGGGUUCAAAUGGCGCAGUGGUCGGAAGCGUGAAACCACUGGAAUUUGGAUAUGGUCAGAGGUGUUCACCCAUGAUUAUUCGAACGGCGAAAAGGUUGCGAUCAUUUUACUGGACACACAAGGAAUUUUCGAUGAUCAAAGCACGGUCCGUGAUUGCACGACGAUUUUUGCCUUGAGUAUGAUGCUCUCAUCGGUUCAGUGCUACAAUUUGAUGCAGAAUAUCAAAGAAGAUGAUUUGCAACAUUUGGAGCUAUUCACUGAAUAUGGACGCUUGGCACUGGAAGACUCGACUUCAAAACCGUUCCAGAAACUACUUUUCAUCGUUCGAGACUGGCCGUACGCCUUUGAAACCGACUACGGUUGGCAUGGCCAGAAGAUAAUUGAUGAAAUCAUGGCUGGAAAUGGUGAACAAUCAAACGACAUGCGACAGUUACGCAGACGAAUUGAUUCGAGUUUCGAUGAUAUUGGCGCAUUCUUGAUGCCAUAUCCAGGAUCAAUUGUUGCACGCGGAAACAAUUUCACCGGUGAUGUAAAGCAAAUUUCGCCGGAUUUCCGAAAAUAUGUCAAAGAAUUGAUGCGGGGAAUAUUCGCUCCAAACAAGCUCAUUGUUAAGAAAAUAAACGGGGAGAAGGUACGCGUUCGUGAUGUGAUCCCAUAUUUGCAAGCAUAUUUGAACAUUUUCAACGGUGACGAUUUGCCCGAACCAAAAACCGUAUUCUUGGCCACCGCUGAGGCGAGUAUGCAAAUAUUACUCACCGACUGCGUCCAUUAUUACGUUGAGACGAUGCAGAAACUAAUCAAUGAAGCGGCUUCUUAUUUCAGCUACAGUGAUCUCGUAACCACUCAUCAAAACACAAAAAGCGAAGCGAUUGCACAGUUCCAGUCAAAACCGAAACUUGGCGGCGAUAGAUUUGCAUCUUCUUUCCAGAAGAAAAUUGAAGCUGAAAUCGAUGACAAAUUCGUUGCAUUUAACGAAACGAAUGAAGCGAAAUACACAAAUUUUGUGGAAAAAGCCCGUUUGCAUAAUGACAAAAUCUGCGGCGGAAUAAAAGAUACGUGCCAAAGGAAAUUAAUUGGUGAAAUCGAAAAUCUGCCAUUCCCGUUGAAACUCUCGGAUAUGAAUGCUUUGUUUUCAAAUUUGAAGCAAUCCGCUUUGGAAGAGUUCAAUUCAAAGAAAAUGGGUGAUGAUCAAGUGUCCAGUGAAUUUCGUGAAAAACUCCAACAAGACUUGGAGGGAAUUCAGUCGGCUCUUGUAACAGUAUCGGAAUCAUUUAAUGAAUGCUUGAAGUACUAUAGUGAUACCCUUCAUAAAUCGGUUGAUGGUGACUCAUACCAAAGUCAAAAUGAUCUAAUUAAACUUCAUCAAAAUACCAAGAACGAAGCAAGAGCACAGUUUGAAGGGAAUACCAAACAUUUAAACGAUAAAUUUGCCGGCCUGACAUCGACUUUCCAUCGUAGAAUCGAAAAUGAAAUCGAAGGAAAGCUACCAGCCCUCGAGCAAUCGAAUGCAGACAAGCAGAAUGCUUUUGUCGAAAAAGCGAAAGCACACAACGAAAUCAUCGUUGGAGAAAUCAAGGCCAAAUUCGAGAAUCGAGUGCUCACUUCAAUCGGUGGAAAUUAUUUAAAUGACGAUUCGUUCAUCAAUUUGUUCAUGACUUCGAAAUUGUCCGCUUUGGAUGAGUUUGCCUCACGAAAGUUGGGUGACGGAGAUAUUUCAAACAACUAUCGAGAGCGAUUGGAACGAGACAUGGAUAGUAUGCAAGCUUCGUUAAAACAAGCAAAUGAAGCAAAUAAACCGACACAGCCACCACAACAAGAAACUGGAGGAGGAAAAGACUCAAUUGGUCUUGCAAUCAUAGAUCUAAUAGGAAAAAUAGCAACAGCCGCCAUUGCCAAAAGCGGUUCUUAAUGUGGACAAAAUUGUACAUAAGCAAAAAUAUUAUUUUAUUUGGAUCGUAAUAAAUACAUGAAAACAAAAUAAACAGAAAUUAUUUAGUUUCCUCUAUGAAUAUAAAAGAAAAGAAAGCUAGCAAAUGGUAGUUCUAUGUCAUAAAUUCAAUUAAAUUUUUAAGCAACAUUUAGAAAAUAAUAUUUGUAAAAUAUUUGAAUUAAUAUGAAUGUACUUGAAAAUGCGAAUUAAACAUAAAUAUUUCCUUGAAAUCAAAA
Sitodiplosis mosellana (orange wheat blossom midge) is the source of this 2726-nucleotide messenger RNA. Its product is annotated as atlastin-like. Gene Ontology annotation, molecular function: GTP binding; GTPase activity. The record is from RefSeq and is a predicted model, not a curated record. The transcript is spliced from 8 exons. Bases 241 to 2469 code for a protein of 742 amino acids. Lineage: Eukaryota; Metazoa; Arthropoda; Insecta; Diptera; Cecidomyiidae. Gene Ontology annotation, biological process: endoplasmic reticulum organization; protein homooligomerization.